AAAGGCAACCAAUUCUUUCAUUUCCUUCGCCGUUCAUCCCAAACCCUCGGACUGAUUCUCCGCAUCUUCCAGAGCUCUCUCCACCGCCUCACUGAUCAAUAGAUCGCCGGAAUCAUGUAUAGAACCGCGGCUUCUCGCGCCAGAGCCCUCAAGGGCCGGGCCAGCAAUGGGGCAUUGGCCAGAUUUGCAAGUUCGACUGCUGUUGCAACGAAUUCAUCCUCUGGUGGCCUAUUUAGCUGGUUAACUGGUGAACGGUCUAGUUCCCUCCCUCCUCUAGACUUUCCACUAAAAGGUGUUACUCUGCCACCUCCAUUACCAGAUCAUGUUGAACCUGGGAGUACCAAAAUUACAACCUUGCCAAAUGGUCUUAAAAUAGCAUCAGAAACAUCAGCGAGCCCGGCUGCCUCAGUUGGAUUAUAUGUUGACAGUGGAUCAAUCUAUGAAACACCAGCAUCAUUUGGGGCCUCACAUCUCUUGGAACGAAUGGCUUUCAAAAGCACAUUGAAUCGCAGCCACUUGCGUGUUGUCCGAGAAGUUGAAGCUAUUGGUGGUAGUGUUCAAGCCGCUGCCUCAAGAGAACAAAUGACUUAUACUUAUGAUGCUUUGAAAACAUAUGCUCCUCAAAUGGUGGAGCUGCUUGUAGAUGCUGUGAGGAAUCCUGCCUUUUUGGAUUGGGAAGUUAAAGAACAGCUCGAGAAGAUGAAAGUUGAGAUUGCUGACUUCUCUAAGAACCCACAGGCCUUACUUUUGGAGGCAAUUCACUCUGCAGGUUAUGCUGGCCCCUUUGCAAAUCCUCUGUUGGCAAGUGAAGCCUCACUUAGCAAAUUGGAUGGCACAGCUUUGGAGGAGUUUGUUGCUGAGAAUUACACAGCUUCUCGCAUGGUCCUUGCUGCAUCAGGUGUAGAACAUGAGGAACUGUUGAAGAUUGCAGAACCACUGCUCUCUGACUUACCUAAUGUUCUUCGUGCUGAGGAACCUAAGCCCAUAUAUGUGGGGGGUGAUUACCGUUGUCAAGCUGAACAAGGGGUAACUCAUUUUGCCCUUGCUUUUGAACUUCCUGGUGGCUGGCAUAAGGAAAAGGAUGCAAUGACUUUGACUGUGCUUCAGAUGCUUAUGGGAGGGGGUGGUUCUUUCUCUGCUGGUGGUCCUGGAAAGGGGAUGUAUUCAAGGCUAUAUCUUCGUGUAUUGAAUGAGUACCCGCAAGUCCAUGCAUUCUCUGCAAUCAGCAGCAUUUACAAUAGUACUGGUUUAUUUGGAAUUCAAGCAACUACUUCUUCCGAUUUUUCAUCAAAAGCUGUUGAUAUCGCAGUUAAAGAGCUCACUGCCAUUGCAAGUCCGGGUGAAGUUGACCAACGGCAGCUUGAUCGUGCUAAACAAGCAACAAAAUCCGCCAUUUUAAUGAACUUAGAGUCCAGGAUGGUUGCAUCAGAAGACAUAGGCAGACAAAUUUUGACAUACGGGGAAAGGAAACCUGUGGAGCAUUUCUUGAAAGCCAUAGAAGAAGUUUCGGCAAAGGAUAUUGCUUCAAUUGCACAAAAACUUAUAUCAUCUCCUCUUACCAUGGCAUCCUAUGGAGACGUUCUUUAUCUUCCAAGUUAUGACACUGUCAGCAGCCGGUUCCAGUCCAAAUAAUUUUCUUUUUCAGCUGCAGCCAGUUCCAGUCCGAAUAAUUUUUUCAGUGGGAAAGUCACAAGUUGACAACCUUUUUUUGGACAUUUGAAGGUUUUUGAGCUACCUUUUGGCCAUAUUUAUGGAAAAAAUAAGUACACUCUUAAACUAUAGAUGAAUCUUAGUUUGCUAGAUACAGUCGAGGCAAUUUGAUACACACAGAUUCUCCACUGUAUCAUGUAUGAUUCUUGUAAUUGUUUCCUCAGCUGUUCAUUCUUGUUUCGUUGUGAAACUUAAUUGGAAUAUUUUGGGAUUCAGGCCUAAGGAAAGACCCAGAGUAGUUGACAAAGCUCAUGAUUCUCAGGUUUUUGGACAAUUACUAUUCCCAGUUUGGGUAACAAUAAAUUGAGUGUUUGGGUUUUGCCAA
Molecule: messenger RNA, 2035 nt
Organism: Ipomoea triloba (trilobed morning glory)
Lineage: Eukaryota; Viridiplantae; Streptophyta; Magnoliopsida; Solanales; Convolvulaceae
Product: mitochondrial-processing peptidase subunit alpha-like
Exons: 13
Coding region: 115-1632 (505 amino acids)
Biological process (GO): proteolysis
Cellular component (GO): mitochondrion
Molecular function (GO): metal ion binding; metalloendopeptidase activity
Source: RefSeq, a predicted model, not a curated record